Messenger RNA from Conger conger (European conger), 1325 nucleotides. RefSeq names its product trafficking protein particle complex subunit 1 (gene trappc1). Gene Ontology annotation, cellular component: TRAPP complex. The record is from RefSeq and is a predicted model, not a curated record. Lineage: Eukaryota; Metazoa; Chordata; Actinopteri; Anguilliformes; Congridae. Gene Ontology annotation, biological process: endoplasmic reticulum to Golgi vesicle-mediated transport. The transcript has 5 exons. The coding region runs from base 463 to 900 and encodes 145 amino acids.
CCAACCGGGUAGUACGCAUAGCGCUGAAUAGUGAAGCACGCUUCAAAGUUGUAUAUUGCGUAUGAUCAACAGGAAAUAGCAAUAGCAAUAGCAAUAGCAAUAGUGUGUAUUUAUGUUGGUAUGUCCCAUACACCAGGAAUGGUUUAUUUUAUUUUAUCAAUUUUAUUUUAUUGUGCGACUGUGAUGAGUAGAAUCUGUAUCUUCCCCACUCCAUUUUGGCUCUGAGCUGCCCAAUUGAAUGCUAGUCUGAUACAUUUUAGCUACUGGCAUAUGAAUUAACAAGACUACAUACGUUUGUGCUAUUCACAGGCUCUUGGUACUUCUCUAAAGUUAGCUGUUGGAUAUAAUAUUAUCUUGAUACUGUUUUCGACGAUUUUGAUAGCUAAAUGUAAGCUAACAGUACUGGCAAUGCAGAAGACACCCAUGUGAUGGUCUUGGCGAUAGAGAAACAGGAAGAUUGAGAUGACUGUCCACAACUUGUACAUCUUUGACCGAAAUGGCACCUGUCUGCACUACAGCGAAUGGAAUCGGAAGAAGCAGGCUGGAAUCUCCAAGGAGGAGGAGUAUAAACUGAUGUAUGGGAUGCUGUUCUCCAUACGCUCUUUUGUCAGCAAGAUGUCUCCUCUCGACAUGAAAGAUGGUUUUCUGGCUUUUCAGACCAGCCGCUACAAGCUGCAUUACUAUGAGACGCCCACUGGGGUGAAAAUAGUGAUGAACACUGACCUGGGUGUGCCCAACUGCAGGGACGUCCUGCAUCAGAUCUACAGCACGCUGUAUGUGGAGUACAUUGUGAAGAACCCCCUGUGUGCUCUGGGGGAGACUCUACAGAGUGAGCUCUUCAGCAGCAGGCUGGAGUCCUUCAUUCGAGCUCUGCCUUUCUUCAGCGCUCGGGCUGGCUGAAAGGGUGAGGACGAGCAGGAAGAGGAAGGAUGAGGAGCACUGGGAAUGCCAAACUACUCCCAUCCUUUCCCCCUACUGCCCUGUGCAACCAGUGAACACUGGGGAUGAGCGGUUGUAUUUGGAGCAGAGAGCAGUAGGGAGUGAAAGACUGAGGAGUUUGGAUAGAGAGUGAGAGAGAGUGAGACUGAGUGAACUGUGGGUUUACUGGUUGGAAAAGAGAACCUCAGGGUGGAGGGGAAGGGGGGCAUUUCUCAAAUAUAUGACAUUGGCAAAUACAUACAGAGGCACGAGAUGGACAAUGUGACACAGAUUGACAAAUGUACACAAAAUGAAACGGGGACUCACACAGAUUUGCAGAGGCAUACUGUUUCUACUUAUUUAUUUUACAUGCCCCCUAAAGACAUCAAAUAAAUAUGUAAAAUAUG